Molecule: messenger RNA, 1524 nt
Organism: Rubroshorea leprosula
Lineage: Eukaryota; Viridiplantae; Streptophyta; Magnoliopsida; Malvales; Dipterocarpaceae
Source: the annotation of a GenBank genome assembly
GCUAAGAAGAUGCGUGAAGCUUUAAAUGGCCUUAUUGAGCAGAUCUAGGUUGAAAACAACAUACAACAAGCAAAUCGAAGCUUGGAUGAUUAUCAAGGCAUGGUAAACAUCAUUCAGGUUCAAGAGAAGCUUAGUUGAGGUUUCAAUCAUGUCAAGUGGUGAUGACAAAUCAACCACUAGAAGCCACCAUGUGGAUGAAUCCUUCAUGCUCAACGCAAUGCAACAACAAUUUCAGAGGUUGGACAUCAUGUUUGGUGAGAUUAAAGACAAAAUGGAGAAGCAAGAUGCAGCGAUAGCCAAGUUAUACCAAACACAGAAUGGAAGUCCGAAUUUGUGUAGCAUCAAGAUGAAGAUUCCUCCAUUUCAAGGCAAGAAUGAUCCAUAUGUGUAUUUGGAGUGGGAAAAGAAGGUGGAAUUGGUGUUUGAUUGCCAUAACUAUUCUAAGGAGAAAAAGGUGAAACUAGCAGCGGUGGAAUUUACUGAUUAUGCUGUGGGCCUUACUCAAGGGUGCAAAAGCGUUGAGGAUUAUCACAAAGAGAUGGAAAUCGCAAUUGUUAAAGCGAAUCAUUAUGUGGAAUUGGAAGAUAUGGUGCAUAUGGCAAUGAAAGUAGAACGGCAACUCAAGCGUAAAGGAGCCACCACCAAAAUUUGGCAAAAUUCAGGGCAUAUUGCAUCGCAAUGCCCUAAUAAGUACACAAUGAUCUUAAAAGAGGAUGGAGAAAUUGAAACAGAGGGUGAAUCUGAUGAUGACUCUAUGCCACCAUUGGAAGAUGCUGAUGAUGGCAUGGAAUAUGCUGUUGAUGGAGAACUACUUGUCAUCAGGAGAGUAACACAUGAUGGCUUCAAAAAUCGCUAUUCGUUCAUCAUGGAAGGGAAAACAAUUACUCUUGCACCAUUGAGUCCCAAGCAGGUUUAUGAGGAUCAACUGAGAGUAAAAAACGAGAGUGAGCUGAAAAAUGAGAGUGAACUUGAGGGUAUUGGCAUUGGUGCUGUUUUGAUGCAAGGGCGGCGACCUAUUGCAUUUUUUAGUGAAAAAUUGACUGGUGCAGCACUUAACUAUCCUACUUAUGACAAGGAGAUGUAUGCAUUGGUAAGAGCUUUAGAGACAUGGCAGCAUUAUCUUUGGCCUAAGGAGUUCGUGAUACAUACUGAUCAUGAGUCAUUGAAGCACCUGAAGGGACAAGGUGACGAUUUGAGGACAAAUCCUUUUGAGGAGAGAAGGAAUGAUGGGAAUCAAGACGACAGCAUAUCUACUACGUCAUGUGAUCCAUUACACACCCAAGGAGGUCUAGUCACGCGAGCUAGAGCUAAGAAGAUGCGCGAAGUUUUAAAUGGCCUUAUUGAGUAGAUCUGGGUUGAAAACAACAUACAACAAGCAAAUCGAAGCUUGGAUGAUUAUCAAGGCAUGGUAAAUAUCAUUCAGGUUCAAGAGAAGCUUAGUUGAGGUCAUUUGCACAUAAUUACACAAUUUGCGUAAAAAUCGCACAAUUCUGCCGCAAUUUGUAAUAGACUGAUAUUUUGUGU